Molecule: messenger RNA, 954 nt
Organism: Solanum verrucosum
Lineage: Eukaryota; Viridiplantae; Streptophyta; Magnoliopsida; Solanales; Solanaceae
Product: F-box protein CPR1-like
Exons: 1
Coding region: 1-954 (317 amino acids)
Molecular function (GO): protein binding
Source: RefSeq, a predicted model, not a curated record
AUGUAUACCCUGCCAACAGACCUCAUCGUUGAUAUCCUCUCAAGAUUUUCUGUUAAGACCCUUUUGAAGUUCAGGUGUGUUUCGAAAUCAUGGUGUACUUUAAUCCGUAGCCCUGAAUUUGUCAAAACCCAUCUUAGUGUAGCUGCUAAAAACAAAGAUCACACACACCACAGGCUUGUAUGGACAGAGAAUAGGGAUUUGCUCACUUCUAGGGACAUCAAACAACACGUUCUUAGGGAAUGUUCUGUUAGCUCAUUACAUAAUGAUUCUGUGGUUGAGUCAUUAGACUUGAAUUAUCCCUUGAAAAACCCGGAACUAAGGGUUUGCAUUGUGGGUUCGGUUAAUGGAUUGAUUUGUCUUGACAUUGAGGAUAAUGAUUUGGUUUUAUGGAAUCCAACACUUAGAGUGUACAGGAAGUUGCCUGAUUCUAGACUUAGAUUAAGUGGUGGUUCCCGUCUCGAUAGAAUUACUAGUGUCAUGUAUGGUUUUGGAUAUGAUGAGUUCAGUGAUGAUUAUAAGGUAGUAGGUGUGCGUUGUAGUUGCACACGUUAUCCGCUUGAGGUCAAAAUAUAUAGUCUAAAGAACAAUUCUUGGAGAACUAAAGGGGAUAUUCUGGAAGUGGUGCAAUUAACUAAGCCAUGUAAGUUUUUAAAUGGGAAGCUUCAUUGGGUUAAUGAUAUGAAUGGUGGUUUUCGUAACUACGGGAACAUCAUUUCAAUUGAUUUGGCUGAUGAGAGAUGGGGAAAGGUGGAGCAGCCUGACUAUGGAAAAAAAAACUUUUCUUUGAAGCUUGAAAUGUUGGGAAGUGAUCUGUCUGUGUUUUGUAACUAUAAGACUAUGAGUCGUAACUUUAUGACGACGAGUCAUGCAGAUAUGUGGGUUUUGAAAGAGUAUGGAGUUAAAGAGUCUUGGACAAAAACAUAUUCCAUCAAAUAUUCUCCUAAUGUGUUUUGA